Aspergillus ibericus CBS 121593 is the source of this 2393-nucleotide messenger RNA. RefSeq names its product putative C6 transcription factor. Lineage: Eukaryota; Fungi; Ascomycota; Eurotiomycetes; Eurotiales; Aspergillaceae. Gene Ontology annotation, molecular function: DNA-binding transcription factor activity, RNA polymerase II-specific; zinc ion binding; DNA binding. The transcript has 5 exons. The record is from RefSeq and is a predicted model, not a curated record. Bases 169 to 2223 code for a protein of 684 amino acids. Gene Ontology annotation, biological process: regulation of DNA-templated transcription; DNA-templated transcription. Gene Ontology annotation, cellular component: nucleus.
AUAGAUCGGAUUUGCUUCUUAAAAUUCCCCUUGCUUCAUACUCUAUCUGUCUCACGCCUAUGUUUCUACAGCAUAUUUUACCAGAUUGUGGGAAUACUCUUAAGAACCAAUGCCAUCAAUACAAUUCCGAUAGCCAUUGCUUCGUUUCGAGUGCAGGGACUAUCUAACAUGCCGGAUCCCAAUUCGCACGGGCGCGAGACUCGAUCACCUGCGGUCCGUCGAAAUGGGUUCUUACAGUCCUGCGAGCCAUGUCGCAAAGCCAAAUUGCGAUGCGACCAUGGCAGACCUGUAUGUGGUAGAUGUGCGACGAAAAACAUAGCCGCGAGAUGCUUUUAUCAUCCUGCACCCAUGACAAAACGAGCAGCCGCAGGGCUGGUCAGGCCUUCUCGACAGUCACCGAGUCAGCCAGGUUCAAGUGUCUCAAGCCCAGGGCCAGCCCUGGAGAGCAUCCAUCGACUUCGUACCACUCUCGAAUCACCCUCUGCGUCUCCUGGUUACUUGGGUUCGACGAGCUACUCGGCUGUCCUUGCUGAGCACCGUCCUGACUUUUCUCUCAACCUCGAGAGUAGCUCUGUGUCUGGCGCAUUUCCCCGACCAAUCGACCCUGAACGCCUUCAGACUGGAAUGCGAUUAGUGAAACUACUUCAUACUCUCACGAUCUGCGAUAUCUUGAUUCGGAACUACUAUGCCCGUGUUCUUGUUGCUGUCAUCCCAGAGACACUUAUUAUGUCCAUUCUACGCUCUACCCGAAAUGUGCUUGAGAGCCUAGAUUACCGCGGAGAUGUGGAUAGUCAGGUCCAAGACCUGGUUUGUAGAAUAACGCAGAAUACAUCCCGACCGUUAUCGACCCAUGGCUCGAUGACAGUGGAGCAAUAUUGCGCAACCUUUACGGAUGAAAACUUGCGCUGGGAGGCCAUUGGCAUUGUGUUUGCCACUUCCGGCAUAGCGCUCUCGUCUACCCCGGAAAACGAUCCAGAUCUUGUUCAAGUGGCGGCGGACAGUCCAGCCCGCGAUAGACUUCGUGCUCAGCUUGUUGAAGCCAGCGGCACCUGCCUCGGUUUAUGUGAUCAGAUGUCUUCUGUUAGUGAGUUGUUGGGGUUUUAUCAACACAAUGAUAUGGCUCUUCUCACUCACUACUACGGUGACUCGAGCUAUCAAGCUUGGCGUCGCCGUGGUGAAUUAUCUGCUACGAUAUAUGCAGCUGGACUGCACCAGGAGAGCCCUCAGACCGAUGACUGCCCCUUUUUUCUUCGACAAUGGAGACGAUGGUGCUUUUCCGCCGCAUUCUCAGUGGACAAGAACCAGGCCACGUUCGUGGGGAGACCACCGUCCAUUAAUUCUCGCUAUUGUACACUAACGCCCCCGCUGGAUCUCAGCGAGAGCCUGCUGAUCACUGGCGGAGAUGACCUCGCCAGGGCAAUCUCAAAGCUAGAUAGCUCUGGAUGGGCAGCUAAGGAUGAGAACGACCGAGUGAGUGUGCUACGUCUCCGAUUUACGUCCGCCGUGUUUAGGGACCGCGCUCUUGAGAUAGCCUUGGGAACCAGUGAGGACGUGGAGUUGGUGCAAAAGGCCAGCGAAAUCAUCGAGAAUGCGCGAGAGUCAUGGGGAGCAUGUCCUGCUCGACUGCGGUACGAUGCGCCUGGGCAAGGGGAUGGAUUGAAGACAUCUUCCCAGUCUUUCACCUUGCUUCAUAUUUACCUUGACUAUCUAUACACGAUUUUCCUCCUCCAAAGGACUAUUGUCAAGCGUACGAACACCGGGCAGGAAGCUCUCUUUGAGACCUCCAGAGUUAUUCUGUCCAAUAUCGUCAAAGGCCAUGCUGAGAGGGACACUGUUCUUGACAUGAGCAGACAUCGUGCUUGGAUUCUUCUCUACUACGGUCUCCCCAGUGCCAGUGUGCUCAUCCUCGAGCUUCUCCACCAAAACCAAGGCAUCAGGUCAUACUCUACUGCGCUCCCUCGCGCGGAGAUUAUUCGGAACCUGAGUGUUUUUGUAUCAUGCCUGUCCUGGGUAGCGCGACCUGGCCACGGCAAUUACCACACGUGCAAGGAGGCGGAGAGCAAGCUGUCUCACAUUCUCGACCAGGUUCUCGACCCUCAACCCAUUGAAGACUUUGCUUUCAACGAUGCCACCUCUGGCCUGUAUAGUCUCCUGGACUGGGACAACCUCAACAACUGGGACUUCACUUCCGAGUAUCUACCAUCGCAAAAUGGACUUCUGUGAGGACGUGCUGGGUGUGUAAACAUAAGGGUAUCGCAUUUGAUCAUCGCAGUCAUAAGUCAUGAGAACAUGAUCCAAAUCUAUCGACCGGGUCCAUCCAGGAGGGCCCACAUAUAAGAACCAGACAAGAAGCAGACGGUGCUGCGGUUCUGGCCGACAUUAUCGGAAUGGAG